Molecule: messenger RNA, 1878 nt
Organism: Drosophila persimilis
Lineage: Eukaryota; Metazoa; Arthropoda; Insecta; Diptera; Drosophilidae
Gene: Mipp1
Product: multiple inositol polyphosphate phosphatase 1
Exons: 5
Coding region: 100-1518 (472 amino acids)
Molecular function (GO): inositol phosphate phosphatase activity; acid phosphatase activity
Source: RefSeq, a predicted model, not a curated record
UUCAGCGUUCGGGAUUAUUUAUACAUAAAUUUGUGGGAAAUACUGCAACCGAAUCGGUUAACUUAACAAAUUCUACAGUGCACUUCGAAUAGAGACAACAUGCGUUUCCUGCUGCUGCUGCUAGUGCCACUGGUGGCACCACUCCUGGUGGAUGGACAGGAGGAUUACUGCUUUGGCAAGGAUUCCGAUCGACCGCAGACGGCGCAAUUUGCCUCGAAAACUGCCUACCAGAUCGUUAAGAGUAGCAACAUCGACAAACAGUACCUUGUCCCCGGCUGCGAGGCCAAGAAGAUGUGGGUCUUCCACAGGCACGGCACCAGGCUGCCCAAAUCGGGUACCAUCAAGAAGGCCUCAAGGCUGAUAGAGCUGCGCGAUCAAAUUGUCAAGAACUAUCGGGAGGCAAAGACCAAGCCCGAUACCAAUGCCCUGUGCACAGAGGAUCUGAUUGCCAUUCAGUUGUGGAAGGGCAAUAGCAGCAUUACCCCCGACAUGGAUGAGUUUUUGACCAGCCAGGGCUACGAUGAUCUCCGAGGCACUGCCAAGCUCUAUCAGCGCUACUAUCCCACUGUUCUGCCCAAGGACUACAAUGAUACGUAUUACCAGUUCCGUCACACGGACACCCAGCGGACCACAGAGAGCUUCAAAGCCUUUGCCGAGGGUCUCUUUGGCACCGGGAAUGCCGCUCAUCCCGUGGACAUACCCAAAGACGAUCUCCUGCUGCGUCCCUACGACUACUGUCAGUCGUACAAGGAGCUCAACUACAAGGGCGAAGGUUCCGAAUACCACAAGUACACACAGUCCGCCUUGUGGAACAGCACCCUGGCAGAUAUAUCCACGCGAUUGGGCUAUCUGUACACUCUCGAUCAGGCGGAUAUCUUGCUGAUGUAUGACACGUGCCGCUAUGAGCAGGCAUGGCAGGUGGAUCGCACCAGUGUCUGGUGCGGCGCCUUCCUGCCCGAACAGGUGACUGUCUUUGAGUAUGCCGAGGAUCUCAAGUACUACUACGGAUCGGGCUAUGGCUUCGAGGAGGAUACGGCACGUCUUAACUGCCGUCUCGUGCAGGACAUGCUCACCCACCUAAGCAAUCCCGUGUCGCCGCAUGUGAUCGCCCAUUUCGGCCACACCACUGGCCUGCAGACCCUGAUCACGGCGCUGGGCGUUCGCAAGGAUGACAUCAAGUUGCGCGCCGACAAUUACAACAGCCUGACGAACCGCCGCUGGAAGACGAGCAUUCUAGGUCCGUUCGCUGCCAACUUUGUGGCAGUGAAGUACGACUGUCCCGCCGCCCUGGACAAGGAGAAGGCCGUCUUCUUCCUCAACCAAGAUGCCGUGCAGCUGGAUUGGUGCAGCGUUGGUCUCUGCAACUGGUCGGAGGUGUUGCAGCGCUACAAGACCCUUGCUGAUGCCAACUGCGAUGAGUACUUCUGCCGCUCUGGCGCCUCCUCUCUGGCUGGCGGCGCUCUGUCUUCCCUCCUGGCUUCCUUCCUCCUUGCUGCUGUAGUCUACUUAAUGCACUAAUCUGGAUCUGAAUCGGAAACGGAUUGGUUUAGUUUUUAAUGUUUGUAAAAUGUACAAAGUUCGUACCAAAUGAAUAGGAAGAGGAAGUGGAGGAUGGAGCAGCAUCAUCGAGGGAAGUCUUUCAAGUAUUUUUCGAUUUAAAUUUUCUACUUUUAAUCCAGCCUCAGCACCACCUUCCGCCCACAUUGCAGCCCCCACACACAAAAACACCUACACCUACACACACACACACACACACACAGGCACAGACACUACAAUAUGUAACUUUUUUUUCUAAACGCUUAACGUACGUUGAAAGUGCUACAGUCAACAAAAUAGCUUUAUAUUAAUUAAAUAAAAUGGAUAAUUAUUAAAAACGAG